CUCUUCCUUCACCAAGGCCUGAUUUCGCUCCCUUGACGGCCCCAGCGAUAUUCGGCGAUCAUGGCGGAUGAGAUCAAAAUUGACAAGGACACCUUCCAUGACCGCCUGUCUCACCUCGUCUCGGCAUGGAAGGCCGAUAAGCGCUCCGGCGACGCGUUGUUCGGCGGCGUAGGGUCGAUUGUCGUUAUUGUUGGCAAGACUGAGGAAUCAAGCUCCUUUCAGAAGAACAAUGCUAUGCAUUUUUGGCUCUUGGGCUACGAAUUUCCUGCCACGCUCCUUCUUUUUACUCCCGAGACACUCUACAUUGUCACCACGGCAAAGAAAGCCAAGCAUUUGGAGCCUUUAAAGAGUGGCAAAAUUCCCGUUGAGCUUUUAAUAAGAGGCAAGGACCCGGAACAAAAUACCAAGCUAUUUGAGCGCUGUGUCCAAAUCAUCAAGGACUCAGGUAAUAAAGUCGGUAUCUUGACAAAGGAUGUUGCGACCGGACCGUUCGUGGAAGAAUGGAAACGUGCUUAUGGUGAUAUCUCCAAAGAUGUCACAGAGUUUGAUAUCGCUCCAGCCCUAUCUGCAGCUGCAUUCUCAAUCAAGGAUGAAAAUGAACUGCGCGCUAUGAGAAAUGCUUCAAGAGCCUGCACCGGUCUGAUGACAUCCUAUUUUGUGGAGGAAAUGUCGGAGAUUUUGGAUGAGGAGAAGAAGAUGACCCAUGAGGCGCUAAGUCGAAAGGUCGACAACAAGAUUGACGACCCCAAGUUCUUUGCAAAAUUACCGAAGCUCUCCUCGGAUUUUGAUCCCCAGCAGCUGGAUUGGGCGUGGGUGCCUGUCGUCCAGAGUGGCGGACAUUAUGACCUCAAAGUCGGCGCCAUGUCCGACAAUAAGAAUUUGCAUGCUGGAAUUAUCAUCUCUGCCUUUGGAUUGAGAUAUCGGACAUAUUGCUCAAUUAUUGCGCGAACAUACCUUGUCGACCCAAAUAAGUCGCAGGAGAACAACUACAAGACCCUACUCGCAGUCCAUGAAGUAGUCCUUCGCGAAAUUCGGGAAGGUGCCGUUGCCAAGGACAUCUACAGCAAGGCUCUAAACUUCUUAAAGUCUAAGAAGCCAGAGCUCGAGAAGCACUUCGUCAAAAAUGUCGGUGCAGGAAUUGGUAUCGAGACGAGAGACAACACCAUGGUACUCAAUGCGAAGAAUACCCGUACUUUGAAGGACGGUAUGACUCUCUAUGUCACUGUUGGACUUAACGAUCUGCAGAACCCUCAGCCGCAAGAUAAGAACAGUUCAGUCUAUUCGUUGGUGGUGUCGGAUACCGUGCGUGUUACGAGAGCAGAGCCAGUUGUCUUCACAAAGGACGCUCCUUCUGAUUUGGAGUCUACCUCGUUCUUUUUCAAGGAGGAGGAUGAGGAGCCAGCUCCCAAACCCAAGGAAAAGAAGGACCCUCGCGCUGGCGCUAUUGCCGCCCAAAAUAUCACCAAGACCAAGUUAAGGGCUGAGCGGACGACCCAAGUCGACGAGGGUGCCGAGGCCCGCCGUCGUGGACAUCAGAAAGAAUUGCACCAGAAGAAGCAGCAAGCGGGUCUUGAGCGCUAUAGCGAAGCAACUGGAGACCAAGAUGGAUCGACCCAGAAGAAGUUCAAGCGAUUCGAGUCUUACAGAUGGGAUAAUCAGUUCCCAACGCGCGUUCGAGACCUCAUGAUUGUAGUCGAUCAAAAGAACUCGACCGUCGUCCUGCCAAUCAUGGGUCGCCCUGUUCCUUUCCACAUUAAUACGAUUAAGAACGCGAGCAAAAACGAUGAAGGCGAAUACGCAUAUCUCCGGAUCAAUUUCCUUUCUCCUGGACAGGGUGUUGGACGGAAAGACGACCAGCCCUUCGAGGACGCCUCUGCGCACUUUGUUCGAAGCCUGACAUUCCGAUCCAAGGAGGCUGGACACCUUGAACAAGUUGCCCAGCAUAUCACAGAACUGAGAAAGAAUGCGGUGCGCAAAGAGCAGGAAAAGAAGGAGAUGGAGGACGUUGUGGAGCAGGAUAAACUCGUUGAGAUUCGAAAUCGUCGCCCCCAGAGACUCGACAACGUUUUUGUUCGACCUGCCAUGGAUGGCAAGCGAGUUCCUGGAGAGGUGGAGAUUCAUCAAAACGGUCUGCGAUAUCAAUCCCCUCUACGGCAGGAUCAGCGGGUCGACAUUCUUUUCAGCAAUGUCAAGCACCUCUUCUUCCAACCUUGCGCUCACGAACUUAUCGUUAUCAUCCACGUCCAUCUCAAGAACCCCAUCAUGAUUGGCAAGAAGAAGACCAAAGAUGUUCAAUUCUAUCGUGAAGCGACGGAAAUGCAAUUCGACGAGACCGGAAACCGCAAGCGGAGACACCGGUACGGUGACGAGGAGGAAUUUGAAGCUGAGCAGGAGGAACGAAGAAGGCGAGCAGCUCUUGACCGGGAGUUCAAGGCCUUUGCAGAGAAGAUCUCGGAUGCUGGUCGGAAUGACGGCGUUGAUGUCGAUAUUCCUUUCCGUGAGCUCGGUUUCCACGGUGUCCCUAACCGUGCCAAUGUGCUAUGCCAGCCGUCUACCGACUGUUUGGUGCAGCUGACGGAGCCUCCAUUUUUGGUUGUCACCCUCGAUGAGCUCGAAAUUGCUCACCUUGAGCGUGUUCAGUUUGGUCUCAAAAACUUCGAUAUGGUUCUCGUUUUCAAGGACUUUAACCGUCCUCCUGUACAUAUCAACACUAUUCCCGUCGAGUCUCUUGAGAACGUCAAAGAGUGGCUCGACUCUGUCAACAUUCCUUUCUCCGAGGGUCCUCUCAACCUUAACUGGGGUACUAUUAUGAAGACCGUUGUGGCGGAUCCCCAUCAAUUCUUCGUGGACGGUGGCUGGUCUUUCCUUGCUGCUGAGUCUGAUUCUGAAGAUGCCGAAUCCGAGGAAGAGGAAUCUGCGUUUGAGAUUUCUGAUGAGGAGCUCAUGAACUCCGACGAAUCUUCCGAAGAGGAUUCGGAGUUCGACGAGGACGCCUCGGCCGAAGAUAGCGAAGAAGGAAGCUUUGACGAAGAUGAAAGCGGUGAUGACUGGGACGAAUUAGAGAAGAAGGCAAAGAAGAAAGACAGAGAAAAUGGUCUUGAAGAUGAAGAGAAGGGACGUAAACGGAAGAGGUGAAGUCCUUUUUAGGGCUAACUUAUCCUUUUCGUCGCCAGGAAUAUUUUGAUUUCUGUUCUCUUGUAUUGAUGGACCUGGAGGACUGCAUAUAUUCAGGUCAAACGCAACGGUUUUCCGUUUAUUAAUGGGGUAUGAGCCCUCACUUUUUCUUUCUUUAUUAUUUUUUGCCUUGUAUUAUUGUCGGAUCAGGUCAACGGUAUUCGUUCGGGGAAAUUAUCUUUUCAAUAUGCACUGGGUAUCGUAUAAGCAAAAUCAUAGCCUACCAAAAUUGAGAUUUUAAAUACAAUGCAUUGCGGUGGGUGGCGCAGAUGACAGCAUUUCUAGCUUGCGUCACAUUACGAAAUACCUUUUCAUCAGUCAAAUUUUGAUUGAUCAUCCGUCGCGGUUUUGAACAUUCGAUACUAGCUUUGUGCGCGACUCAAAGCCGAUCUGAGAUGAGGCUUGAUUCCCGCUUAGGUAUUAAAGAUAUUAAGUCUAUAAGAAGC
Xylona heveae TC161 is the source of this 3620-nucleotide messenger RNA. Its product is annotated as transcription elongation complex subunit. Gene Ontology annotation, biological process: transcription elongation by RNA polymerase II; positive regulation of transcription elongation by RNA polymerase II. The record is from RefSeq and is a predicted model, not a curated record. NCBI's taxonomy places the organism in Eukaryota, Fungi, Ascomycota, Xylonomycetes, Xylonales, Xylonaceae. Gene Ontology annotation, cellular component: FACT complex. The transcript is spliced from 6 exons. The coding region runs from base 61 to 3135 and encodes 1024 amino acids. Gene Ontology annotation, molecular function: nucleosome binding.